This is a messenger RNA of Adineta steineri, 1383 nucleotides long. NCBI's taxonomy places the organism in Eukaryota, Metazoa, Rotifera, Eurotatoria, Adinetida, Adinetidae. The record is from the annotation of a GenBank genome assembly.
AUGACUGCUAGUCGUUUGAAGAAUGCUUCAGUACAAAUUGAAGAUCUUCUUAAAGAAUACGACAUUCGUCUACGUCCAUCCUUCGGAAAUGAACCAUUAUUAUUAGAUAUUGAAAUACGUUUAGCAAGUUUUGAUAGUAUAUCUGAAGUUAAUAUGGAUUAUACAUUAACACUUUAUUUAAAUCAAUAUUGGCGUGAUGAUCGUUUAAUAUUUGGUAAUAAAACUGAAGAAAUGACAUUAACUGGUGAAAUUAUUGAUAAAUUUUGGUUGCCUGAUACAUUUUUUCCCAAUGAUAAAAGUGCAUAUUUACAUGAUGUAACAGAAAAAAAUAAAAUGAUACGUUUAAGUGGUAAUGGAGAUAUUCUUUAUGGUAUGAGAUUUACAACAACAUUAGCAUGUAUGAUGGAUUUAAGACGAUAUCCACUUGAUAGACAAAAUUGUACAGUUGAAGUUGAAUCUUAUGGUUAUACACAAGCUGAUGUUAUUAUGCGUUGGAAAAAUGGUCGAGCAUCUAUAUUAGAUCUUGAUAAAGUUCAUUUACCACAAUUUACUAUAACUGGAUUUGAUACGAUAUCAUAUGGAAUUUAUUUAGCAACAGGUGUUUAUCAACGUCUUUCGUUAAGUUUUAUUCUUCAACGAAAUAUAGGUUAUUUCUUAUUUCAAACUUAUCUCCCCUCUAUUCUUAUUGUCAUGUUAUCUUGGGUUAGUUUUUGGAUAAAUCAUGAAGCAACAAGUGCACGUGUUGCAUUAGGUAUUACAACUGUUUUAACAAUGACAACAAUUUCGACAGGUGUUCGAUCAUCUCUACCACGUAUAUCCUAUGUUAAAGCAAUUGAUAUUUAUUUAGUUAUGUGUUUUGUAUUUGUAUUUGCUGCUUUACUUGAAUAUGCAGCUGUUAAUUAUCUUUAUUGGGGUACAAGAGCAAAGAGACGAAAAGAAAAAAAUCAACAAAAUAAAAACAAAAAAAAAGAUAAUGAAUUAAUUGAAGAAGGUAGUAAUCGAGCUUCACCUAUAUUUGGUUUACGUCCAAAUGCAUUAACCAAUCAUCGAACAACAACAACAACAUCUCUGGAUGAAACUUCUUUAACUCGAAGAAAUAAUAAUCAUACGAUUGAAACACAACUACCACGUAUUCGUCCUCUUUUAAGAGGAAAUGUUGGAUUAUAUUCGUCAUCAUUAAAUCGAAAUCCUCGUCAACAACGAAUAAAUCGUCUUCUCAAUCAUCUACGAACUCGUGCACUAAAUAUACGACAACAUAUACCACGUUUACAGGAUGUUAAUGAUAUUGAUAAAUGGUCACGUUUAUGUUUUCCUAUCCUUUUUAUACUUUUCAAUGCAGCUUAUUGGCCCUAUUAUAUAGCUCGACCACAAACUUCUAAUUAA